Molecule: messenger RNA, 387 nt
Organism: Carya illinoinensis
Lineage: Eukaryota; Viridiplantae; Streptophyta; Magnoliopsida; Fagales; Juglandaceae
Exons: 6
Coding region: 1-387 (128 amino acids)
Cellular component (GO): nucleus
Molecular function (GO): RNA binding
Source: RefSeq, a predicted model, not a curated record
AUGGAGGGCAUCAGUACUGAGGUAGUUAACAAUAUCAAAAUCACGGAUCCUUCGUCCAUUAAGCGAAAUCGCAUCCAAGUCUCUAAUACCAAAAAGUCCCUCUUUUUCUACGUCAAUCUCGCCAAAAGGUGCAUGCAGCAACACAACGAGGUGGAACUAUUUGCGCUGGGAAUGGCUAUUGCCAUGGUGGUUACUAUUGUUGAGAUUUUGAAGAACAAUGAACUGGCUAUUGAGAAGAGGAUCAUGACUUACACUGUUGAUAUGAGAGAGGAUGCAGGAGGGCAACCCAUUCAAAAGGCAAAGAUUGAAAUAUUGCUAGGGAAGUCGAAGAAAUUUGAUGAGUUGAUGGCUUCUGCUCAAGAGGAAGCCUUAGAUUACAAGGACUAG